AUGGACCAAGCCGACAUCCCCGCGCUCCUCUCCCGCCUCGCCUCGGACGAGGACGCCGCCCGCAAAAUGGCCGUCUUCAAGCUCCAAUCCAGCAUCAACGACCCGGCCUUUGCCGAUGUGUUUAUAUCCUCUGGUGGUCUGGUCAUCCUCCGCCGACUGAUCAUGACAACGGGGGGCAACACCCUCGCUUACUCCCUCCAGUCUCUCUCCCGCCUGUUGGAGGUAGACAUGGGCUGGGAUAUAUUCGAGGGUGCCGGGGCGGGGGAGCUGGUGGAGAGGGUUGUGGAAUUGGUGGUCACGAACCCGUUGGUGAAUAUCCUGCGAGGGGCGAUGAGUAUACUGGUGGGAGUGGUGGGGCAUCAACCUGGACAGGGGCAAAAAGGGGGGGUUGUGCCGGGGACGUUUGGGUUCCGGGCGUUGAAGCCGGCCGUGGCGGUUUAUCCACAGUUUUUCGAACUGGUGAUUCAGCAGUUGCAGAGUGCGGAUCACGCGCUUUGUGCGAAUGCUUUGGGGUUGAUUAAUGCGCUUGUUAGGGAUGCGGUGGUUAAUGAUGUUGCUAGUGGGACGGUGGCUGCCGGGGGGGCAAAAGGGGGAACGGCGGCGGGGGGGGGGAGGAUUGGAGAUCUGGGGUUGAUCAAGGCGGUGUAUAAUUUGUUGCAGAGCUCGAGUUUGCAAGAUUUGGCGCACCCGCUGUUGGAGUUUCAGGGGCUGACAAAGGUUUUGCUGAGGAAGUGGAGGGAGGUGAGGGUUGAUCUUGAGAGGCCGGAGCACAGGCGGGCGUUGAAGGGGUUGCAUUUGGCGAGUGCGCCGGAUCGGAGGCAUGUUAAUGGGGUUGCGGGGGGUGUGGUGGUGCCGAUUCCGCCGCAGCAGGAGGAGGGGACAGCUGGGCAGUCGGGGACGGCGACUACCACUACCACUACGAGAAAGACGAGCAGGAAGCACAACCCGGAGAAGUGGAGGAGGUUGGGGUUUGAGACGGAGAGCCCGGCGGCCGAGUUCGAGACGGCGGGGUUUUUGGGCAUGAUGGAUUUGACGGAUUAUGUGAGGAAGAACGAGGAUGGGUUUCAAAAGUUGUUGCUGGAGCAGUCGACGCACCCGCUGAAUGAACGAUGUCCGGUUGCGAGGGCGAGUUUGGCCGUGACGAUGAUCUUGUAUGAUCACUUUGAGGUGGACAAGUCUGACUUGGAGGAUAUCAGGGGUUAUCUGGCUCUGAAUGAUGGGAAGAACAAUGACAGGCUGUUCAAGCCGCUGCUGCUUCAGUGGUCGAGGCUUCACACAGCGGGGCUGCAUGCUUUCUUUCGUAUGUGGAAGGCUACGGGGGCGCAGAGGGAGGACUUUGACAAGGUGGCCGAGCUAGUGAGGAUUCUCAUUGAGCAAGUUGUCGGCCAGGCUAGCAGAACCAAGGACGUGCUGGAGGUGGAGGAUGACUUGCAAGAGUACGAUGCUGGUCGGUUGAGGGAGUUGCAGAUGGAGCUGUUGGAGCUAUCAUUUGAAGACCAAUGGGGCACGCAUCUCUUCCAGGUCCGCGAGGAGCUCAAACACGAGGCGCUGUCGUUUGUCAAGGAGCAGCGUAUCCGGUGUCUGCUGCAGGGCUCGUGGUUUACCAAGCCCAUGUCCCGCAACAACAACGCCCACUCGAGAGAAAACAGCUACCAGAAGAGAAGGCUUUAUCAGCCCUGGCGGUAUGCCAAGCUCUCUCACAACCGGCGCUACCUUCACUAUGCCGACUUUCCUGAGCGUCUUGCAUAUGAUCCCGGCCUCGAGGCUCUGACGGAAAAGAUUGAUCUGAGCACCAUCAGCUCUGUCGUGUCGAAUGUUUCCGCUCCGAACGAAACAGAGCCGGUGGCAGAUCCUGAUGCCGCGGAUAGCCCGGCUGCCAACUCGACUGCCUCCCGUCAUGGCGCGCAAGUCCACAAACCCACGACCAAGAUUACGAUUUACAGCUUCGCGGAGGACAUACCUGGCGGCAGCAAGCCAGAGAGCGUCGCGGGGAACAGCACAAGCGCCGUGGCCGCCACCUCGAACGGGGAACCAAAAGAGCAGCCGAUUCUGACGCUGUUCCCGCUGAACCACAGUUUGGCGUCGGAGUGGCUGGACGGGUUGCUCAUGUUGUUGAAUCAGACGCCGAUCACGGCCGAGACGAACAAGCUGGUGACGUUGGUGAGCGAGUACGGGUUGAAGAUUAGACUGUUGAAUGUGAGGUUGGAGCAGAUGUAUGCCGGGCCGGUUCCUGGGGCGGGGGUGGUGCCUAGUCGGGAGGGGUUGGAUGAGGAUUAUUUUUAUGAGAUUUGA
Messenger RNA from Podospora bellae-mahoneyi, 2292 nucleotides. RefSeq lists its product as uncharacterized. The transcript is spliced from 2 exons. Gene Ontology annotation, cellular component: plasma membrane. The record is from RefSeq and is a predicted model, not a curated record. Gene Ontology annotation, biological process: cell motility; actin filament organization. NCBI's taxonomy places the organism in Eukaryota, Fungi, Ascomycota, Sordariomycetes, Sordariales, Podosporaceae. The coding region runs from base 1 to 2292 and encodes 763 amino acids.